AUGGCAUCGUACAGGCCCUACAAUGGAAAACUGGGUAUCGUCACGGGUGGAUCUAGGGGAAUCGGAGAGGCAGUCGUAAGACGUCUUGCUGCUAAAGGCUGCAAUCUUCUAAUUGUAUACACAUCCAACUCCUCGAAGGAGCUCACGGAUAAAAUCACAUCCGAACUCACGACAGCGCAUAGUAUCCACAUUUCCAGCGUGCAAGCUGACCUACAUGAACCUAUUACUGCCUCGCCAAAGAUUGUGGACGCCGCAAAGGCGCUCUACAAGUCAUACACAACUUCCAAGGACAAGGAACUACAGGUCGACAUUCUGAUCAAUAAUGCCGGUGUCAGCUCCAAUCAAUUCUUGAAUGAUGCCACAAAGGGUCCCAUAGAUGCCGAGGAGUAUACACGAGUAUACAAUGUGAAUGUCCUGGCGCCGCUGUUGCUCACUCAGGCAAUUGCACCAUUUCUGCCGACUGACCGGUCUGGACGGAUUGUCAGUGUUUCGAGUGUCUCGUCUUCCAUUGGGUAUGAAGGACAGUCAGUAUACGCUGGGACCAAAGCUGCUCUGGAGGCCAUGACAAGGUGUUGGAGCCGGGAAUUGUAUCAGCGGGCUACGGUGAAUGCAGUAAAUCCCGGCCCGGCAUGGGGAGACAUGUAUGCACAGGCGGGAGAGAAGUUCUGGGAAAUUAACCAGCCGUAUGUUGAUGCAGCGCCUUUGGCGGCGUAUGAAAGAGAGGAGAGUGUGUUGAAGGCUGCGGGUGACGAUGCAGAGAGAUUUGACAGGAUUGUCAGAUACGGUAUGGGUGGCAGAAGACCAGCGUUCACAAGUGAGAUUGCAGGGACUAUUGAUAUGCUAUGCACGGAGGAGAGUGGUUGGACAACAGGCAGUGUUAUUUGCGCAAAUGGCGGCAUGAAGAUGUCUAUCGCAUAG
Talaromyces atroroseus is the source of this 918-nucleotide messenger RNA. RefSeq lists its product as hypothetical. Lineage: Eukaryota; Fungi; Ascomycota; Eurotiomycetes; Eurotiales; Trichocomaceae. The transcript has 2 exons. The record is from RefSeq and is a predicted model, not a curated record. Gene Ontology annotation, molecular function: oxidoreductase activity, acting on the CH-OH group of donors, NAD or NADP as acceptor. The coding region runs from base 1 to 918 and encodes 305 amino acids.